Molecule: messenger RNA, 4973 nt
Organism: Phragmites australis (common reed)
Lineage: Eukaryota; Viridiplantae; Streptophyta; Magnoliopsida; Poales; Poaceae
Product: putative disease resistance RPP13-like protein 1
Exons: 4
Coding region: 1413-4673 (1086 amino acids)
Biological process (GO): defense response to other organism
Molecular function (GO): ADP binding
Source: RefSeq, a predicted model, not a curated record
GCUUGCGCCGCCGUACGGGAGGGCGGAAGGCCCCCGCGGUCCGCGGAAGAGAGAGCGAGCGCACUGGAACGCCGCCAUGCUCGUGCGCAAGCGCAACCGCAACCGCAACCGGAUUGCGGAACCUCCGAACCGGGGUUCGUAACAUCGCGGAGGUGGUCAGUAUCUGAAAUAACGACAACCCCCAAGAACAAGAACAAGAACAUUUGUCCUUUUCAAUUCUCCCUCCUCUGAAUCCAGUUGAGCUUGAAAUUUUGCACAACGCUUCAACAAUUCAAUCCGUACCUUCAAACUUUUUUACCGAAUUUUUUGUGGCUAUUUUGGGUCCUGCCAUCGGCGGGGAGAUGGUUUGGGGUGGUCGGUUGAGAUAACGACCACCCCAUGAACAUUUGUCCUUUUGACUCUCCCUCCUCCGAAUGCGUUUGAGCAUGAAGAUUUGCAUGAUGCCGCUCUAUUGUAUUUGCUACAUGUUUGUUAUUUUACUAGAUUUUUUUGCGGUGAAAUCAGAUCGUGGGGUGGUCGUUAUUGGAAACAACGACCGCCCCCAAGAACAUCUCUUUUUCAUUCUUCCCUUUGCUGAAUCCGUUCGAGCUUGGGAUUUUGUAGGGUGCUGCGCCAAUGGGGCGAUCCCCUUAGCUACCAGUUUUUUUCUUUAGAAUUUCAGGAAUUGCGUGCGUCUCCUGCGGCUGCGGGGGAGCUUCUGAAGAAACGGCCGCACUCUCCGCCACGGCCUCGACCUCUCGGAUCUUGUACUGUGCAGCUCUGCCCGUGCUGUUUAGCUCCACCAAAAGGCCCUCGGUGAUAUCGCCGACGGCGGAGAACCAAAGGGGCUAGGCUCGCUUCUCGGGGUCGGUGGCGACGUCCCAUGCUUGGAGAAGGGCGGCCAUGAGCCGCCAUAUGCCGUCCGCGAGGCCCUGCAGCUGGUCGGGCGACGGAGAUUGGCAAAGGGAACACAGAGCGCGCGCGUCCAGGGGAGCUGACCGUGCUCGGCACGAGUAGGCAGUGGCCCGCGUGAAGUUGUCUCGCGGAUCGGAGUAGGCAGCGGAGAUGCUCGUCGGCCGGCUCUCGUCAGUACUGUCGUCGGCGUCCCUUUCCUGCGCUGUGGGCUAGGGCUACGCACUACUGUCCACUGGAUGGUGCUCACGGCUCAGUGAACAGUGGUGCUGUAGGCUGUAGCGGGUGGCAUCGAGAGAUGAUUGGCCGGGCCUCACGUCUCCUGCCCUUGCUCGUGCACGGGAUACAGGUCUUCGUCAACUCAGUCGAGUCGUCGGCGUCCGGAUGACUUGAAUCUGGGCUCGUCUCGCUCAUCUGGCCUCCUCUCUGCAAUCAGAUCGAUCAAACCGGAAGGACAACCAGAAUCUACUGUCGCAGCUCCAGCUCCAGCUCCAGCUCCGCUCCGGCUUCCCGAUCCUCCCAUGGCGUGCCGCGGCGAGAGGCUCGUCGACGACCUGCGCGACUUCCUCGACGACUUCGCGUUCAGGGCUAAGCGGCUUGCCGCCCCGCUGCUGCAGCCGUUCGGGCCCUCUUCCGAGCCGAGCGCCGUCGGUGAUGGCGAGCUCGACAAGCUGAAAUCCAAGCUCAAGCGCAUCCGCGCCACGCUCCGGGCCGCCGAGGACCGCGUGGUGACCGACGACUUCGUCGCGCUGUGGCUGCGGGAGCUCAGGGACCUGGAGCACGCGGCCGAGGACGUGCUCGAGGAGCUCGAGUUCGAGGCGCUCCGCGCGGCCCGCCUCGAGCGGUUCAAGGCCCAGCUCCUCCGCUCCAGCGCCGGCAAGCGGAAGCGUGAGAUCAGUUUGAUGUUCCCCUCUUCCCCCGAUCGCCUCAAAUGCAAGAUCGACAAGAUCAUGGAGCGGUACAACGAGAUUGCAAGGGACAGGGACGCUCUCCGGCUGAGAAGCAGCGAUGGGGAGAGACGGCAGGAGGUCAGCCCCAUAACGCCCACCAGCUGCUUGAUGAAAUGCCGGCUUCAUGGAAGGGAGCGGGACAAGAGGCGGGUCAUGGAGCUGCUCUUAUCUGACGAAGCUAACUGCUGCAGUGUGUAUUCCGUCGUGCCUGUUGUUGGGCCGGCCGGUGUUGGGAAGACCAGUCUCGUUCAACACAUCUACAAUGAAGAGGCCAUCAGCUCAAAGUUUGACAUAAAAAUGUGGGUCUGGGUGUGCCAAGAGUUCGAUGUCUUGAAGCUAACACGGAAACUCGCUGAAGAGGCUACGGUGUCUCCUUGCGGCUUUGCUGAGGUGAACCAGAUGCAUCGUGUCAUCACUAACCGGCUGAAGGGGAAGCGGUUCUUGCUUGUUCUUGACGAUGUAUGGGAUGAGAGCGGAGACCACUGGGCGAGCUUGCAGGUGCCUCUGAAAUGUGCUGCGCCUGGGAGCCAAAUAAUGGUGACAACUAGAAGUACUAAAGUUGCCAAGGCGAUGGCUUCGAAGAUACACCAAUUGGGGUACCUGUCUGAUAAUAACUGCUGGUCUGUGUGCCAAGAUGCUGCCUUGCGAGGCCGUGAUCCCAGUAUUCUUGAUGAUAGUCUUAUUUCUAUUGGUAAAUCGAUUGCAGCCAGGUGCAGUGGCUUGCCUGUGGCUGCAAAUGCAGUUGGCAAUGUUUUAUCCAGUGCAAUUGAUAGAAAUCAUUGGGAGGCUGUUGAGCAGAGGGAUUUGUGGAACAGCGAAGUGGUUGGGCAGAUUCUUCCUGCUCUUCUGGUGAGCUACAAUAGCUUGCAGAAGCACUUGAAACGCUGCUUUUCAUAUUGCUCAUUAUUUCCAAAAGAGUAUUUGUUUAGAAAAGACAAGCUGGUCCGUCUAUGGUUGGCACAAGGCUUUGUUGAAGCAGACAGAGAACGCCAUGCUGAAGAUAUUGCUUGCGAGUAUUUUGAUGACCUUGUGGAGAAGUUUUUUCUUCAGAGAUCACCAUAUAAUGAAGAGAGGUAUGUCAUGCAUGACCUCUAUCAUGAGCUUGCUGAAUAUGUAUCCUCCAAAGAGUAUUCCAGAAUGGAGAAAGCUACAUUCUGCAAUGUAGAUGAAGAUGCUCGCCACUUAUCUUUAGCUCCAAGUGAGGAUCCCAAUGAAAUAAUGCAAUUUUAUGCGCUCCAUAACCAAUAUAUGAAGGAAUUUCAUAUCCCUGGUCUGCGAACAUUGCUGGUUGUUCGAAAAGAUGAACCCAAGGAUGAUGGAAACACUUUGCGCAUAAACUUCCCAAGUGACCUGUUGAAGCCUUUUGUGUCAUUAAGGGCUUUGGACUUGAGUAAUACUGAUAUAAAAUGCCUACCACGCUCUAUUGGGGAAUUGAUACACCUUAGGUACCUCAGUCUUGAGAAUACCAAAAUCAAGUGCCUGCCAGAGUCAAUAAGUGCCCUAUUCAAGUUGCAUACAAUGAACCUCAAAUGUUGCGAGUGGCUUGGUGAAUUGCCUCUGGGAAUCAAAUUCCUCACUAAUCUAAGGCAUCUCGAACUCCCAUCCAUGGAUAACUGGAAUGUUUACAUGCCACGUGGAAUUGGUGAAUUAACAAACCUCCAAACAAUGCACAUGAUCAAGGUCGGAAGUGAUUCAGGCUCCUGUGGGAUUGCUGACUUGGUCAACUUGAAUAAGCUUAAGGGGGAGUUGUGCAUCUCAGGAAUAGAGAACGUGACAAGUGCACAAAUUACUCCUGAAGCUAGCAUCAGGAACAAAGGUGAAUUGCGUAAGUUAAUACUCCUCUGGUCUUGCAUUGACUCCAUGUUUGCUGAUGAGGCAUCAUCUGUGUUGGAUAGUCUUCAACCUCACCCUGAUCUGGUGGAACUCAUUAUCAGGGGCUUUUCUGGUGUCAGAUUUCCUUUAUGGCUGGGGGAUCAGUAUAUGUUUAGCUUAUCCAUUGUAGAGCUGAAAGAUUGUCGGAAUUGUAAAAAGCUGCCAUCUCUUGGUCGAUUACCUUGUCUCAAACAUCUUUCAAUCAAUUCACUGACCAGCAUAAAGCACGUGGGACGAAUGUUUUCUUGCUAUGACGAAACUAGCUGCAGUGAUUGUAGAUCCAGCACCAGCAGAUCCUUUCCUACAUUGGAGACACUGAAGUUCACUAACAUGGACUCCUGGGAGCAAUGGGAUGAAACUGAGGCCACAGAUUUCCCUUGUCUUCAGCACCUCACCAUUAUGAGAUGUAGCAAACUGAGGGGGUUGCCCAAGGUUCAGGCACUGCAAAAUCUUCGGAUAAAAAAUUGUGAGAAUCUACUCGAUUUGCCUAGUUUCCCAUCCCUCCAAUGUAUCAAAAUUGAGGGUUUCUGCAGUGUUAGCCAUAUACUGCAACUACCUAUAUUUUCUCAUCUUGAGACGUUAGAACUCCGUUGUAACAAGAAACUCAUAUCAGUGAAAAAGGUACAAAAUUUUGUCACUCUUCACAGUUUGAGAUUGAAGAAAGAACAUAAGAUUUCAGGGUGUCAAGUGUUGCCUUUCCAGAAUCUGUCUGUUCAAGAUAGUCAGAAAACUUGGACGUUUUUAAGGUGUGCCGGAGGAAUACUAGAAUGUAAUUGCAACUUUGUUGCAUGUACUGAUCUUGCCUUCGGACAAACCAAUGUCCCACCUUCUGAAGCGGAAAUCAGCAAAGAUGUAUCAUUCCAUGCUGGGCAACCUGAAGACGUCGAGCUUGUAUCCUGCAAUCCAGUUUGGAUUCAAAUGGGCCAGCCGGAGGAGAUUGAGCUUGUUUGCAUACGCUAAUUGACCAAAGAUAGUGAAAUCAGCGUGAUAGACAAAUCAGGAUCUUAAGGUGCUACUGCUAACACCUGGAUAACGCAGGUCAAAUCAGGGUCUUCAGAAGCUAAUACAGUGAGUAAUCCACGCUCAAGUUUUUGCAAUCUUAGAUGGGAAUUCUGGUCUGCCAAUGUCGUAUGCUAAGUAACAUCAAACAAACUCAGCUGGUAUCGAGGUUCCUGUAUCUGGUAUAUUUCCUCUUAAUACUGUAUGUACGUUCUGAUAUUUCAGCCACACACACAUAUAUAUAUCUUGUAAUGAAGAGAA